AUGUGGUCGAAGGAUCAGGGACAUCUGUACCCCUUGUUAGUAUGGCCCAUGCGAACUUAUGUAUGGCGUGUUUCAGGUUCGCGACACGUGGGCGGGACUGCUAUUUUUAUCCGCCCUGGAUCGGUGAUGCAGAUUUGCGCACUUGGACCACGCGAUGCACGCCAGCGGGGAAUAGCCGUGUUUCAGGAGAUGAGGGAUGAGAUUAUGAUGGUGUCGAAAUUACUCUGGUGUCUGUCGCCCUAUCUCGGUCUCGACUUUUAG
Messenger RNA from Penicillium lagena, 261 nucleotides. RefSeq lists its product as uncharacterized. Lineage: Eukaryota; Fungi; Ascomycota; Eurotiomycetes; Eurotiales; Aspergillaceae. Bases 1 to 261 code for a protein of 86 amino acids. The transcript is spliced from 2 exons. The record is from RefSeq and is a predicted model, not a curated record.